Molecule: messenger RNA, 984 nt
Organism: Rhododendron vialii
Lineage: Eukaryota; Viridiplantae; Streptophyta; Magnoliopsida; Ericales; Ericaceae
Exons: 3
Coding region: 1-984 (327 amino acids)
Biological process (GO): DNA integration
Molecular function (GO): nucleic acid binding
Source: RefSeq, a predicted model, not a curated record
AUGCCGCUUACGCCCAUCUUGAUCAUCGAAGUGUUCGAUUGUUGGGGAAUCAACUUCAUGGGACCGUUUCCUACAUCAUUUGGUUACCUCUACAUUUUGCUUGCCGUUGAUUAUGUAAGCAAGUGGGUAGAAGCCAUUCCCACUCGUACCAAUGAUGCCCAAGUCGUGGUUGAUUUUCUUCGGGAGUACAUUUUAGCAAGAUUCAGGAUGCCGCGGGCUAUCAUCAGUGACCAGGGGUCUCAUUUCUGCAAUCGGUCCAUUGCCGCCCUAAUGAAGAAGUAUGCCAUCAUUCACAAAGUCUCAACGGUUUAUCACCCGCAAACGAAUGGCCAAGCGGAGUUGGCGAAUCGGGAGAUCAAGAACAUCUUGGAGAAGACGGUUAAUCCUACCUGUAAAGAUUGGUCAACUCGAUUGGUCGAUGCUUUGUGGGCUUACCGUACUGCUUACAAGAUGAUUUUGGGGAUGUCACCAUAUCGGUUGGUCUACGGGAAAGCGUGCCACUUGCCGGUAGAGCUUGAGCAUAAAGCAUAUUGGGCCAUUAAGAAGUUGAAUUUCAAUAUGGCCAAAGCCGGUGCCCGCCGCAAGCUCCAAUUGACGGAACUCGAGGAGUUGAGGUACAAUGCUUACGACCAUUCUAGCGCUUAUAAAUCUAAACUCAAAGCCAAGCAUGAUAAUAAAAUUGUGAUUAAAAACUUUGAGCCCGGUCAAAAAGUGUUAUUGUAUAAUUCUAGGUUGCAUUUACACCCCGAGCCGAAGGAGUUGACCUUAGAAGCCGUUCGGAUGACGAAAAGAGCCGGUGACGCAAAAGCCUCCAACUUGGUCGAGGGGCUGAAAUUUCAGUUGCUGUUCUUGUGUUAUCGGAUUUUGCAUUGUCGGGGUAAAUUUUUGUGCGAAUUUGCUGCUAUUGGACUGUUUCCGUUACGGGGGCUGAAAUUUGCUGCAGGUGGUUGUUUGACUGAAGUUUGGGGGUGCUCUGUUUUGUGA